Spodoptera exigua (beet armyworm) is the source of this 6914-nucleotide messenger RNA. NCBI's taxonomy places the organism in Eukaryota, Metazoa, Arthropoda, Insecta, Lepidoptera, Noctuidae. The record is from the annotation of a GenBank genome assembly.
CUUGCACACACGUCACAGAUUACGUUGUCCGAUACAAACACCGCUCGUACUACUAGGUUCAAGGGGAGCCAGCCAGAUCGCCGUCUCGUUCGUUCACUAUUUAUAGUUCCUCGACUAUUCAGAUAUUUGCGCUCAGUGCAGAAAUGUCCGGAGUCGCGAACGACCAAAAACCCGCGCGGCCCUCCCAGAGUGCUUCCCGGAGGAAAAGCGCUCGGGAGAGGAAAUUGCGCGCUUGCAGCGGGCCGACACUUUACCCCAGUGAAAAUCGAAGCUGCGAUCUAUCUGUGACACGGACAAAUUAAAACCAUCGACGGCGAACUCAUUAGACGGUGCAAUCCGCGCAAUCGACACACACGCGAACUUAUGCAACAUUUUUCAACAUCAACCGCCUGCUUACACAGUGAUGUUCAGUGAUCAUUUUACAGUGCGUGAAAGUGACCGGUGUGUUGUGUCUUGUUCAGUGAAUUAACUCCUAACCACGUUACGUUAUUUAUUUCUGUUCGGAAAACAAAAUUGACAUUGGUGCUAUUUUGAAGUGAAUGCCGGAUUGUUUUGGUUGGCAUGGCGCCAGAAUGUACAAGAACAGCUGACUGUAAACAAACAAUUUGCGUCUUGUGGACAAUAGUUUGCAUAAUAUUUUAAAUACUUCCUGAUAUUACAUUGUAAUCUUCAGACAAAAUACUUAAAAUGGCGGGCAAAGACGAUUCCAGUGAUAGUGACGGUCCUAUAAUUGACGAUAACAUUAUUCGAAUACAAUUAAGAAAACCAAAUCAAAGAAAAUGGGAAUUACGAACUCGAAAUCUUUCCCCAGGGAUGAAAUUUCCAACCGUACAACUUUUUGAUUGCGAUGGAAAUCUUCUCGUUGAAACAAACGAUGAAAAUAUUUCUAUUAAAAGCUCUGACUUUGAUGAUUGUAUGUUGAAAACAUCUCAAUCAAUGAAAGAAAAAGAUUUCCGACACAUAAUAGCCAGGAAACCUGUCAAAAAGCACAACACAAUUUCGGGAGAUAAAGUAUACACUCGAGUUUAUCGGACUCCUGUAAACAUAAACGAUGACAUAAAAAAUAAUAAUGAGCGGUACAUAAUACGAAGCAGUAACAGUGUGUCAAACAUUCCAAGUAAACUCACAUUAAACAACUUUACUAAUUUAGAAACAAAUAGCCUCCAGACCAGCCCCUUUCACUCGGAGGGUCUGAGUGAAAUAAGCAGUUACAAAAGUUCUGACAACGAAACUUGUAACGGAAUAAAUCAAUCGCCCGAGACACAUAAAGAAAAUCUGGGAAACCAUUCAGAGAAUUUAAUCGAAACUCCGAACAGUCCCUUUUCGUCACUUUCUUCAUUAAGUGACAUUAAUCAGGUAAUCGAUGACAUUUCAUCUAAUAAGGAAAACGAACCUGAUUUGGUACUUCAUAAAUCUCGAUCUUUCAAUGAUGCUACGCUAAGCGGGUGCGCGAAAGGAUGCGAAAACGAUAAUUUGCCGCGUUCUAAAUCCGGCGUUGUGUACAAUCCCCCACACAAUAAAAUAUCUUUCCUGAACACUUACUUAAAAAGCUUACGAGCUCGAGUGAGCUCUAAUCCGGAUUGGUUCGCUCUACAUCGCCGCCGAACAAUCGAAUAUGCUCCAAAUUCACGCGCGGCACCUAAGCGUCAGGAUUUUUCGAAAAUUGCCUUUGAAAAGCGUCCUACUUGCAAAAUAGGAGAUAUGACGCCAGACAACGAAUUAAUUAAUAUAGGACCGGACGAUGCGGUACAUUCUGAAAUGAGGAAACGUUUGAAAAUGUAUAGACGUGGUAUAUCAGAGAUCGCGCCUAAGCAUAGGAACACGGGGGUAUUUACGAAAACGAGAAGACAUUCUGUGAGUGGCACGUUUCAAGUCGUUCAUACUUCCUCCUCGGAGAGUGUGGAUGAAGCUGACGUAGUACUUAACCGCUUGAAGAGGAGGAUACUCAGGAAUAAGUUGAGAGAGAAAAGACGGAGCCUCGGCGCAAAGUUUCAAUUCAGUGCGAACAACUGCGGACAGAGUAACGUUGAAAAGGAAGACCGGCGAGAUGCGGGCGGCGGGGCCCCCGUGAGGUCCCGCCAAGCUAUGGGCUCGAACAUCAGCCAGCACUCCGCCAAAGGACUGAAAGGGCGGCGAGCUCGCUCCAGCGGCGACCUCUGCAAUGGCGACACCAAGUCUCAAACAGAAUCGUCAGUGUGUGGCUCUGUGGUGGGUGAUGUUAUGGGCUGGAAUCGGUCCCUGCCAAACCAUCUAGACGGGAACAGACAUUUGGCGGACUACAGCCGGGUUAACAACAAUUACGGGGAGUUCGGGACCUAUAACCGCUGCCAUCCGAAGGGCGGACGCGGUCUGCGGUACAGAGUUAGCAAGUCCGGUUCCGACGCAGAACCAGUUUGGAAGCUCCAAGACCCUGGCUUCGACCAGGGUUACGGUUCGGAACGUUCACCAGAAGACGAUUACGUUCCUCCGAUAGCACCAGCGAUAUCUCUCGAGGCUUACGAAGCAGAGCUGCGGUCUAUCUACCCAUUCAUCAAUGAUGAAAACUCUUUCACAGUAGUAGUAGAAAAAGAUGGCCGCGGUCUUGGAAUGUCAGUAUGUGGCGGUGGUGGCUUAGUGAGGAUACGAAGACUUUACCCCCCUCAACCGGCGUGGAGGACUGGCAGACUCGCCCCCAAAGACCUACUCUUAUCCGCUAACGGAGUUCCCCUUGCCGGACUUAGCACCUACGAAGCCCUCGAGGUGCUCCGGACGGCGUCGCCUCGGGUGGAGCUGCGCGUGUGUCGGCCACCAGCAGACGUGCUCGACAGCGUCACGCCGCCGGAGCCGCCGACACCACCGGCCCGCACCCCACACCCGCCCCACCUCCCGCCGCUAGACCCCCUCAACUGUCACCCCAUGCAUGCCAGACUGUCUCAGACGACGAGCAGCGCGACCACGUCGUCGUCGGAGGGGCGCGGGCGGCGCGAGGCGAGCCCGGAGCCCGACCGACGCGAUCUGCGACUGCCGGACCUCGACCGUCCACUGCCUGUUUACGACGUGCAAUACGGGGAGUUCGAUAUAGUAAUGACCAAAGUAAACGGUUCUUUGGGCUUUACACUUCGGAAGGAGGACCACAGCGCUUUGGGGCAUUACGUCAGAGCUCUGGUGAGGGAACCUGCGCUCAGUGAUGGGAGGAUACAACCCGGCGAUAGGAUUGUUGCUGUGAACGACACAGCGAUGUCUAACAUGUCGCACGCGGAGGCGGUAGCGUUCUUACGAGCUUGUGGCUCCGAGGUGCGCCUGCGCCUGUACCGCGAUCACGCAGCCACGCCGCUAUCGCCAAUGUCACCGAGAGAAGAGCCUACGGACUCAGACGCGCCUAUGAAUAGGCCUAAACCCCCGCUGAGGCCUGAAGCAGUAUCAAUGUUGUGCGACCUGGCCGCUCGGCGCCUCACCCCUGAUGCUGCAGACGGUUCCCGAUCACCCUGUCUCUCACCCCGCAAGUACCGCAAGCUGACGAAGGAUAACAACCACUACGAACAGCCCAAUGUGCCUCCCCACGGAUACGAGUUAAACAAUUUGGACAAUGACACUCUGGACGCUCCGAACGUGUACCAGGAGGACAUGUCACGUCAGAGGUACACGGAGCCAGUUUUCCCCGUGGACUCUGACGAGCCAGUGUCGAUGCCUGUGGAACUGCUGAGCGACGAGGCGCGGUUCAAACAUGCGAACCCUGCUUAUCAAAGUGCAGUGCUCCAUACAACUAGCAGCGAUGGGCAUACGACUAGUUCAGAGAGCCACAAAGAUGAUGGUAACGGUUUGAAGAAAUGGAAAGGCGUGGCAUUGUCUCCCGACAACGAGCGUAAGGUGAAGACGGAUCCUCCCCCCCAACCCAAACCCAAGGAAACCGAUCCCGUCCAAAAAGAAAACGUCAAACCUGAACCGCCUAAAGAUGACACGUGUAAUGAACCUACGAUAGUAACAGUGGAACUGAAUCGUGGUUGGAACAGUCGACUGGGUUUUAGUGUUCAGAGUCAUCCUGAGUCUGGUCAAAGCUACAUCUCGGCUGUGUACAACGACAGUGUGGCCGCUCGAGAUGGACGACUGAGGAGGGGUGAUGUGAUACUGCAGGUCAACGAUGAGAACGUGACAUCAAUGAAGACACCAGAAGUGAUCGACCUGCUGCGAAUAUUAAGAGGCUCAAUUUGCAUCACUGUACUACGGCCACCGAACCCACAGUGAACAAAUACUACCUGUGUAUUAUAUGGAUGAAGCUCACCCCUAGGCCUCGAAGGAACAGGUCUAGCUGGAGAAGUGGCAGUCGCCCCGUCGGCUAUACCGAGCUACGGGCGAAAUACUUAGAAAAAGUAAAACAACAUAAAUGAAUCUCUAUCCAACACAAUUCGUCGAUGUACCUUCAUGACAUUUAACAUUCUAUAAAAAUAAAUAAUUGAAAUAUAAAGCAACACAUUCGACAUUCGAGAGAAUCUUCACAAUAUUCAUAAGUUACUUCUUUGAUUUGCAAAGUCGAAUAUUUAAUGUAUUGUGUAUAUCUAUAGAUAGAAGAUUCGGUUAUAUUAUCGUGUAUUUUUUAUAAUAUAUUCAGGAGAUUUUGAAUCAUCAUAGCUUCAUUAUUGAAUCUUACAUGUGUAAUGUAUAUAAGCCAUACUAUCUACUCUAAUACAUGCUGUUUUGUUAAAGUUCCUAAUAGAGAAUCGUGCUAAACUUAUGUCUCCGUCGUAAAUUAUAAAUUUCAUAUACUUAAUAAGUUACCUAAUAAAAUAAUUUAUUUUCGGAAAGAUCUCUGUAGCUAUUUCAUAGACAAUUGAUUAAGAAUAUAAAAACUAUGUAUAUUUAAAUCAUUAUAUUUAUUUAUCUAUCUUACCCGACCAAUAUAGAUACUCAAAUUUAGUCUUUAAAAAAAAAUGUAUUCUAUUUUAUUUGAAAACAUUGAAAAGGCAAUAACAGCGUUUAUUUAGACUAAUGACUAUUAAAAUUAUGGAACUUUAAAAUUAUUAUAUUCUUAUUAGAAAUUGACUUACAAAGUAGAGUUUUUAAAUAUAAGAAACAAAUUAAGGCGUCUGGCGGCCUACAAACGUGCAAAGUCCCUUGCCUAAUAAAAAGUAGACUAUGUUAUAGUAGAAAAUAUUAAAAUGUCAUGAAGUAUAGCAUUCCAAGAGGUUAGCCUUUGUAAAUAAUGUAAAGUUAAAAGACAGUUUACGUAGUUGUUUCGAUGUUAGGUUACGAACAAUUGUCAAAUGCAACAAAUAAGAAGCGAAAAAAGUUUUUAGUAUUUUUAUGGUUCGAUAAUAUUUUGCUCAAAUAUUAUAUUAUCUGUAGUGAGACCACGAUGGCAGCUUUGACAAUUGUACGUAGCGUAAUGUAACCACGUUUUAUUAACAUAUUCGUAGCGUCACGAGAUUAUUAUCGUGUAGGUUUCAUGGACACACAGGUUGUGUGUUCCAUGCGAUCUAUCCAGAUCUCUGGGCAAUAAUUAUAAAAGUACACGAGUUUGUCGAAAUACGCUAGAUUGACAAACAUAACUAAAACAUUUGAGUUAGAUUGCUAAUAAAAUUAAAAAAUAUUGCAUUAUACGCUAUACUUCCUAUAGGCACUGAUUAUAAAUUCUAGUCAAAUCUAAAUUUUAAUUGAAAUUAUUACACGGUUAGCCUUUGAAAAAUAUUAUAUUAUAUUGAAUUAAAAACAGUAGUUAAAUUAUAUUCUUACAUAAAUAAAUAAAUAAAAUAAAAUAUUAUACAAUAUUCACACUUUUGAUUUGUCAUAAGGUGUCUACUUGUUAUGAACUUGAAAGAUUUUAUCAACAAAUCUAUUUUAAUAUUAACGAUGCUAGGCUUAAGUCGAUAGAAUAAUUGUUUAGAGAAGUACCUAUAAAGAAGAUCAUUACCCACAAAACAAGCUGAACGAAACAAUCAACUGAUAUUCUAAAGUAAUUGUGAUGGAAUUGUGUUAGUUUAACCGUGUAUCGUACGUACUAGACUAAAUUAUGUGGAACUAUUUAGGUGCAGAUUGGCCCAGCGAACCAACUUCGUAGGUAUAACGCAUUCUGAUAUCACUCAGAAAUAAUAUGUAAAUUAAAUGCGAAUAUACUAAAAAUAUUAAAAGAUUUAACGCACCUGAGUUUUCUCAUCAAUACUAUUUUAUGGUAAAAAUGUAACUUUGUACAAAUUACUAGCGCUAAAAGCGAUUUUACUAUGAAAAAGAAUUGGCAACGUUUUAAUUUUCAUACAUUGAUAUACGAAAUGCUAGGUUUCGCAAUGACCUCAUAGAAUAAAUGGGUAAAUAAUUCGAAGACUAUCAGAAAUGUAUGAAGACAAAGCAAUGAGUAAUCACGAUGAUAACAGUCAUGCAGUCUUGCAGAACAUACUCCGUGUCACGAACUUCGUGACACUCAAGUCUUGUCACCCUUUAACGUGUUAGGACUUACAAUAAGAACAAGUUUAUUAUCCAUUGUAAAAUACGGGGUUAAUAUUUUUUCCUAUUCGAUUUUCAAAUCAGAAAGCGUUGGGUGAAGUUCAUAGUUUAUAUUUGUCAUUUUAUUUUUAAAUUUAGAAUGUAUAGGUACCAUUAGAGCCCAAAUGACGAAUAAAUUUUAUUACUUCCGAAUGUGGUGUGAUAAAAACUGUUUCAAUUAAUUUGGUUUUAAUAGAAAUAUAUUUUUUUGUUAUAUUUUAUUCUUACCCGUUUUCAAAAUCAAUUAAAGUAAUUCUGGUAGUCACGAAAUAUUUACUCAUAUAACCUCAUCAUAUUCCCAUACAGGUAACUGGUGCUUCGAUCACGAUUGCACAGCGCUUGCUAGUCUCAUGCCUUAAUAAAGUCUGGGCCGUAGCUAUGAUGAAGAUAAAUAAAUAAAUACAUUCACAAAGUGUCGUGUCAGUCAUAGAAAUGUUAAUGGAAUGUACGAUAAACUUAAUUAC